Molecule: messenger RNA, 1155 nt
Organism: Schistosoma curassoni
Lineage: Eukaryota; Metazoa; Platyhelminthes; Trematoda; Strigeidida; Schistosomatidae
Source: the annotation of a GenBank genome assembly
ACAUACAAUAUUGGUAAAUGUCUGAAACCAUUGGUACAUGUUAUAAAUCAUGUUGUAUUUCAAAACGAUUAGAUGGGAAGUUAGCCAUUGUCACUGGAUCGAACAAUGGUAUCGGAUUAGUGACAGCUGGUGAAUUAGCUCGUCGUGGUGCUCGUGUCAUCAUGGCAUGUCGAAAUAUAGGUAAAGCUGAAGAUGCCAAAAAUAAUUUAUUGGAGAAAUAUGGUGCCAAUAAUCCACAGAGUGUGAACAUUGAUGUAGCGUGUAAACAAGUGAUCUCAUCAUUGAGUCCAAUCUACAGUGAUCAAUUAAUCAUUGAACAACUUGAUUUAGCUUCUCUACAAUCAAUCAGAGAAUUUGCCAGACGUAUAAUAGUCACAUAUCCAGAACUUCAUUUUCUUAUUAACAAUGCUGGUCUUACAGUUGGUAAAUAUGAGAAAACUGUUGAUGGUUUUGAAAUGACAAUGGGUGUUAAUCAUUUUGGAACAUUCCUACUAACGGAAUUAUUAUUACCUUUGAUAAAACGUUCAACUCCAUCUAAAAUCAUUAAUCUUUCAUCAAUGGCACAUUAUAAAGGUCGUUUAAUUAAACCAGAUUUACAGUUAAAAGAGAAUGAAUAUAAUCAGUUAAAUGCAUAUUGUGAUUCAAAGUUAGCCAAUGCAAUACAUGCUGCUGAAUUAGGUGAUAGACUUCAGGACAGUGGAAUAACUGUUGUUAGUGUACACCCUGGUGCUGUAAAAACUGAUCUAGAUAGAGAUAUAAAAAGUGGUGUAAUGAAAUGUUUCAUUAAAGUAAUAAAGCCAUUCUUUAUUGGUCCAUGGAAAGGAGCACAAACUACAUUGUACACAGUGUUGUCAGACAACAUAAUCUCUGGUGGUUACUAUUCAAAUUGUUCAUUGAAAGAACCGUUAACAAUUGUCAAGAAUAAAGAUGAAAGAAAAUGGUUUUGGAACAAAACAUGUGAACUAUUAAGAAUCGAAAAUACAACAUAGACAAUUGUUACUUUUGACAAAAUCAAGAGUUUAUUUCACAUUUCUAAACUAAUGAUUUUGUUGGUAUUUUGGUUUAAAAGUUGAAAAUGCAUAAAACAAUUCCGAUUAUUGAAGUGGACAUGUUAAGGCUAGUUAUGAAUGAAACAAAUAUACACAUACAUGAAUA